Molecule: messenger RNA, 480 nt
Organism: Effrenium voratum
Lineage: Eukaryota; Dinophyceae; Suessiales; Symbiodiniaceae
Source: the annotation of a GenBank genome assembly
AUGGCCGCCGGUGAUGCUGCGGACACUGCUACCGGGCCGUGCCAGCACAAUCCACCAUCGUGGGACGUCUAUGAACCAUCCAGGUCCUGCGUCAAGAUGGCGAACUUCGGGUGCCGAGGUCCGUUGGCCCCAUGCAGUGCUGCGCAGAGAUGGCAGCAAUGGCUCAUGCCGCCGCCACUGCCGACUCUGCUCACCGGAGCCCCCAGUGCAGCUUCUGGCGCAGUCCUCACCAGCGCUGCCGCUGCCGCUGCGAGUGCGGCAAGCGCGGCUAGAGCCGCGAUGUGUCCUCCAGUUCAAGGCAACUGGCCACUCGUUCAAGGUCUUGCAAGACCUCCUCAGGGUGACCCUUAUGCAACCCGCCACAUGCCAUCUCCCAUGAAGGUCACAUGCACUGGCAGCGGCUACUAUCCAAGCCUCGCCGAGGAAGCUCCUAGCCUUCAGGCGCGACUCCUUGCGCGGAACGAGGGUAUGGAGGUCUGA